Messenger RNA from Linum tenue, 1456 nucleotides. The record is from the annotation of a GenBank genome assembly. Lineage: Eukaryota; Viridiplantae; Streptophyta; Magnoliopsida; Malpighiales; Linaceae.
AUGGGUUCCCUGGCUCAAAAAUCAGUUCUCGUACUAUGCGGCGACUACAUGGAAGACUACGAGGUCGCCGUCCCUUUCUAUAUCCUUGGAGCCUUCGGCGUCCGCGUCGACUGCGUCUCCCCCGGUAAACUCCCCGGCCAUCGAUGCUUCACCGCCGUCCAUGACUUUAUGGGCUUCGAGCUGUACACAGAGCUGCAGGGGCAUUUCUUCACCCUGAACGCCAACUACGAGCAAGUGAAGGCCGACUCCUACGACUGCCUCCUGAUCCCCGGCGGGAGGUUCACGGAGCUCCUCAGCGCCGACGACAAGGCGGUGGGUCUGGUGAGGAGGUUCGCGGAGGCCGGGAAGCCGGUUGUCACCAGCUGCCACAGUCAGAUCAUGCUGGCCGCGGCGGGGCUGCUGGAAGGGAAGAAGUGCACUGCCUUCACUAGCUUGAAGCCGGUGAUCGAGCUCGCCGGCGGGAUCUGGUGGGAGCAGCCUGGGAUUCAGUCGGUGCUCGACAUCACCGCCUGCCUUACCGACGGCAACAUCAUUAGCUCAAUUGGGUGGCCGGCUCAUGGUGAGUACAUGAAGGUUGUGCUGGAAUCCAUCGGGGCCAAAAUCGCUGGGCCUACCAAACCCAAUUCUGUGCUCGUCGUCUUCGCUGAUUAUGUAGAAGACUACGAAGCAAACGUGCCUUUCCGGGCGCUGCAAGGGCUGGGUUGCAAAGUGGACGCAGUGAGCCCAACAAAGAAAAGAGGGGAGAGUUGCCCCACCGCAAUCCACGACGACGAGGGAGCCCAAAUCUGCAGCGAGAAGCGCGGGCACAACUUCGUCGCCACCGCCAACUGGGACGACAUCUCCGUCGACGACUACGACUGCCUCGUGCUGCCCGGCGGGCGGGGUCCGGAGCUCCUGGUCUCCAACGACAAGGUGAUUGCUCUGGUGAAGGAGUUCUCCGACAAGGGCAAGGUGAUCGGCGCCGUCGGACAGGGGAAACUGCUCCUGGCCGCGGCGCGGGUCCUGAAGGGGAAGAGGUGCGCCGUCGACCACGGGACGAAGGUGCUCGUCAAGGUGGCCGGCGGCGAGGUGGCGGAGGCGGAAGGAUGCGUGACCCACGGCAAGCUUGUCACGGCGAGCGGGUGGCCGGCGCUCUCUGAUUUCGUGUCGCAGUUGUCCAAAGCGCUCGGCUUGUCCGUCUCGUUUUGAUGCGUUUUGGAUUCAAGUUGAUGGGGGGUGUGGGAUUGGAUCUAAUAAAGUAAACGCGAUGUGAAAUUUGUGUGUGGUGUGCUCGGUCUUGUCAUGGCCACUUGGUUGCUAUAAGUCUUUGUUUUUAUGUGUUAGAGGCGAGUACGUUGUAACAUCUUUCAAUUCAUCCAUUUAGUGCACCCUUUUAAACACAUAAUUCACAUAUGAGGAAACCCUAAACUAUUCAAAACCUUAAGCAAAUUAAAUAACCCAAAUCAAUGUUGUGGUA